CGUGCUGACGUCGAGACGCAGCGGCAGGGUAUGGCGGCCUUAGCUUCCUGGUAACGGCACCGGGAGCAAGGCAGGCGAUCGCCGCGGCACAGUCAGCUGUCCGCCCAGCGGUGAGGGACGAGAGGAUGGCGGACUUUGACGAGAUUUACGAAGAGGAGGAAGAGGACGAGGAGCGGGCGCUGGAGGAGCAGCUGCUGAAAUACGCCCCUGAUCCGGUGGUGGUGCGGGGAUGUGGGCACGUCACAGUAUUUGGUCUUAGCAACAAGUUUGAAGCAGAAUUCCCAUCAUCUUUAACUGGAAAAGUAGCACCGGAGGAAUUUAAAUCUAGUAUUAACCGAGUUAACAGUUGUCUUAAGAAGAACCUUCCAAUUAAUGUUCGAUGGCUGCUGUGUGGGUGUCUGUGUUGUUGCUGCACUCUGGGAUGUAGCAUGUGGCCGGUUGUAUGUCUCAGUAAAAGGACACGAAGAUCGAUUGAGAAGUUAUUGGAAUGGGAAAACAAUAGGUUAUACCACAAGCUGUGCUUGCACUGGAGACUGAGCAAAAGGAAAUGUGAAACCAAUAACAUGAAGGAAUAUGUCAUCUUGAUAGAAUUUUUACCAAAGACACCAAUUUUUCGACCAGAUUAGCUGUCUAUUUUUCCCAUAUUUUUUUUUUUCUUUCCUUUGUGUUUUUUCUUUUUUCUUUCCCUCUUUCUCUCCCCACAAGGACUUAUUCGACUUAACCUGUAUUUCCAAUGGUGCCUUGCUUGGUGCUUUCCCAGUGGUGACAUAGCAAAGGUUCUACUGAAUCUUGUGGUUUGUUCCUUAUUUUAAGGAACGUCUUUUUCAUUACACACACUACUUCACUCAGUUUAACAUUUGUGCUUAGAGGUUCACCAAUAAUAAAAAAAAAAAGAAACAACUCUGACCAUUGUCACAUAAUAUAGACAUUAUUUUGUCUAGAUGAUAUUCAUAGCUUUAUUUCAUGUGGAUUUCACUGUCAUGUGGGUGAUUUUUUAUUUCCUUUUUGUUGGUCGUUUUUUUUCCCCCCUCCACCCCUCCCCCAACUCUUCCCGUGUCACUCUUUUGGGAACCAAGAAUUCACUGCACCAUUAGGAAUUUUUGUCUGCCUAUGAUGAUAUGAUGAUGAACCUGUCAGCUGGCUCUGAUAAGGAUGUCCUGGAACAAAGUUGUAGCUUUUUUUCCGUUCUAGACUGAUUUAGACUAUGGAAAAUGUACAUGAUGCAUAUUGCUGGAGCUCAGGACCAUGCUGCUCUGAUAAUAUACUCUAAUCUUAAUUCGGGGUUAGAAAACAUUCCCACUUUUGGUUUUAAUAGCUUUUUACAAUGAUAUCAUUUUAUUUAUCACUAAAGGGGUUAUUCUGGGGACAUAAAAAGAAGAGCCCAACAUUUAGGAUUGUCUUAUUAGUUUUCAGUAUGUGUGCUGAAAGACCACAAAUCCUAACACUGGGUCUUUCUCCACCAUCCUCACCAUCGCUCUCUACUUUUGCAGUACCAGCUCCUAAAGUGGCUAUGCCAGUGUUUCCCAACCAGGGUGCUUCCAGCUGUUGCAAAACUACAACUCCUAGCAUGCCGGGACAGCCUUUGGCUGUCCGGGCAUGUUGUGGGUUUUAGUUUUGCAACUACAGGAGGCACCCUUAGCUAUGUAGACACUUGGCCACAAUGGGCUGGCCAGCCUCACCCUCCUGUUAGUAACUUUGUUCAAGCCUUUUGCAAUCGCAUGAACAGUGACAAGCCAACACAAACAAGAGGGGAAGGCAGCCACCAGUCAUGUGGCUCUUUGAUAUGUCACAGUACAGAAAGUUUUCCAGUACCACCUCCAAAAGUGGCUAUGCCAGUGUUUCCCAACCAGUGUGCCUCCAGCUGUUGCAACACUACAACUCCGAGCAAGCCAACACGAACAAGAGGGGAAGGCAGCCGCCAGUUACGUGGCUCUGUGUGAUAUGUCACAGCACAGGAAGAAACUACAGAACUUCCUGUCCUACAUCAUUUGAUUUCGGAUCAGCGAAUGUAAAGCAUGUAAAUUAGUAUUGGGUUUAUUUUACAUUUGGCAAUCCAUUGGUCAAGAAACUUUUUAUCGCCUGGAUAACCCCUUUUAUUUCCUCUCCUCAUUUUCCUGUGUUUACACACUAGUCGGCUGCAUCUCACAUGCUGACUUAUUUAUUGCUUACAUAUAUCCUUAUGUUUUACCUUGCUUUACAAUAUUGAGUUUAGAUUGAAUCCUAAAACAUACUUCCUAUUAUAUAAACUCUAUACACAUACUAAUAUAGUGUCAAGUUAUCUGGAAUCGUAUGAGGUUUCUUUUGUUUUUUUCUUUUACUUAGAUGUUGUCUGAACAUCCUUAUGCUAAAACUAGUUAAACACCUGUGGUAUAUGAUAUAGGAAAUUCUAAAUCCAGAUCCUUUAUUUAAAAUGCUGAAAUUGUUAUUACCACUGCUCUAUUUAAGAUGACAAAUAAUGAACUUUUUAUAACCACUAAAAAGAAAAAAAUCCCUUUCAUCUUAGAUUUAUCAUGGAUGUCAUUGUGAGAACGCUUUAUCAUUAACAGAUAUGUCGAUCAGCCAUAACAUUAGGCACAUCAGCUGGUGAAUACAUGUCUUGAAACAAUGGCCACUUUAAAGGGGAGGGAUAUAUGAGGAAGCAAGUGAACAGUCAGUUCUAGAAGUCAUUGUCCUUGAAUGCGCAAAUAUAAUGUGAGCAAAUUUGAGAAGGGCGAAGUUGUGAAAGCUAGAUAAAUGGGUCAGAGCACUCCUAAAACAGGUUGUUAGGGUAUUCCUGUUACUCAGUGGAUAGUACCUACCUAUAGUGGUCCAGGUAAGGAUACCUGGUAAACUAGUGACAGGAACAUAGAUGCCCAAGGCUCGUUGAUGAAAAAGGGGUGGUAAGCUAACCUAUCUGUUCCCUAUCUGUGAUUUGCAAGCCAGACCGAUGCACAAAAAAAAAGGUAGAGAAUAAAGGGGGUGGGGCUUAAACAGUGGGCAUGUCUUUGUGAGAUGGGGUGUGGCUUGCAAGCCGGACCGACACAUUCACCAGAUGCGGAGCUUGUGGAGUAAGGUACUGGAAGUUCCAUAUACUUGCAUGGGACUUGAAACAAAAGCCCAUCUUUUAUAUAAGGGUGUAGGUAAGGGUUAAUUUAACUAUCUUAUCUUUUUAUUUGACAUAUAAGUAAUAUGUGUACCAGAUAUUAUUGAAAUAUCUCCAGCCGUACGGAAGUUAUGUGGGAACAUACAUUUCCCAUAGAUUUUUAUGGGACUUUAAACAAAAACCCCGACCCUCACAAAUGGGGGUAGUUAAGGGUUAAAUUAACUAUCCUACAUUUUAAGUGGACAUAUAAGUAACAUGUGACCAAGUAUUAUGAAAAUAUCUCCAGCCAUUUGGAAGUUAUUCAGUAACAUAUAUUUCCCACAGACUUGUAUGGGACUUUAAACAAAAACCCCGACCCUGGCAAAUGGGGGUGAGUAAGGGUUAAAUUACCUAUCCUAUGUUUGUUGUUGACAUAUUAGUAACAUGUGCGCCAAGUUUCAUAUCUAGCUGUUUGGACGUGAUGUUAGAACAUACACACACAUUGAGAUUUAUAUAUAUAUAUAUAUAUAUAUAUAUAUAUAUAUAUGUAUUGCUCAAAAAAAGAUUAAUGCUGGUUAGUAUAGUAAGGUGUUAGAACAAAGUGCAUUAAAGCUUGUCGUAUAGAUCUGUAUAGUCGUGGACUAGUCUGAUCGGACUCCUGCCCAUUGGAGAAGCAGUCUACAAUGGGCAUGUCAGUAAUGUUCCAUGGAAUGAUGAAUGCAAAUGGGUGUGUGCGCGCCACUUGCCUGGGAUAGGGAUAGACGCAUGAUGCACUACAGGAAGGAGGCAAUGUUUUGAUGAGGACAUUGGGAGUUCAAGGCGUUGUUUUUAAAGGAAAUGUCAUCAGUUUCUCCUGCACUCACCUGUUGGUACAGACAGGUAAUGCAGGUAACACUGACAACAAUACUUACCUGGUUCCGCUCCGUGCUUGCGCUCUCCGGCUGUCCUUUGCGGUAUCUCCAGCUCCGGGCCUGACUUGGAGCAUGUGCGGAGCUUAGUGACUUCACGGCUGCUGUUCUCUGCUGGGUCCCGCUGCUCGCAAACAGCAGCAGUGACAUCACUUAGCUCUGCCCAUGCUCCAAGACUGACUCUGAGCUGAAGAUACCGAAGAGGAUAGCUGAAGAAUGCGAGAACGGAGCCGGACCAGAUAAGUAUCGUUGUCAUCAGUGUCACCUGCAUUACCUGGCUGUACCGACAGGUUAGUGCAGGUGACACUGGUGACAGAUUUCCUUUAAGCAGGUUUAACAGUUACUUAAAUCUAAUCCAUGGAGGCCUUAACUAGCAUCUUACAGGAUCUGAGGCAAAUAUCUUGAUGUCAGAUAUCAUGAGCCACUUUCAGAGGUCUUGUGUCGGCAUGAGUGUGACUUGCACAGUAUAAAGCAAAUGGUUUUAAAGUCACGAUGAUCCAUGGCAGCAGGAUAUGUUUAAGCCUCCCAAGCAUUUAGGAGUCGAGUGCCAGAAGACACAUACAACUCUAUGGGACUUCCAGCAUUCCGAUUCCAGAUCGUGUCAGUCUGUGGGCAAGUCUCUGGCUACGAGAUUGCCACACAUGGUGCCACAGCACAUCGGGACUGUGCACAUUAUAUGUUAUGGCUGAUCGGUGUGUAUUAGUAUGUAGUACUUUAUGUACAAAUGUAGAUGUCAAGUUCCCCCCCCCCCCCCCCACAACUUGGAUAUCUUCAUGUUUUUUUUUUUUUCCUUCUAAUUUGAAGCUAAAAUUCUCACUAUUAACAGAUGUAUAGCCAGCGCUAACACAAAGUGGGUGGAAUGAAGCUGUUAAGAUAAGUUUCCUAACAUGUAAUAUCUUGAUAAUGUUUUUGCUCCAGUUAAUAUUCUUUUUUUUUUUCUUUUUUUUUUUUGGGGUGCUUAACCACUGCUGGCAAUGGAACGCACCAUUUAUUUGUACAAACUAUCAGAUGUCCAUAUGUUAUUGCUGUAAGAUGCUUGGCUUUAGUUAUGUUUUGCCAUUUGUACACUAUUAAAAUGAAAAAUAAAAAAUGAAAAAUGUUUGUUG
This is a messenger RNA of Hyla sarda, 5075 nucleotides long. RefSeq names its product cysteine rich hydrophobic domain 2 (gene CHIC2). Lineage: Eukaryota; Metazoa; Chordata; Amphibia; Anura; Hylidae. The record is from RefSeq and is a predicted model, not a curated record. The transcript has 6 exons. Bases 126 to 626 code for a protein of 166 amino acids.